AUGGCCGUGCCAAAGACUGUACUGCACCUAACUGUGCUGCUCUUCUGCACAGCUGUUGUCAGCGCUGACAAGUUGGACGAUCUGCUGGUGAAGCACCAGUCGUACUGUGGCACUAACAUUCACCGUGAGGCUGACAGCUCAAACAGCAGCAGCAACAGCAGCAUCAGCAACAACAGCAGUUCAUCCAACGACACCGGAUCGUACCGGAUCGUAGGUGGAACUUCGGCCGACAGGUUUGAGUUUCCCUGGCAGGUAUCACUGCGACGGUGGAGUCCCAAGGCACAAAGGUGGUUCCACACCUGCGGCGGCGCUCUCAUCGACAACUCCUUCAUUCUCACGGCGGCCCACUGCACACUGGGAGCAAAUGCAACGGCGGACCAGUUUAUGGUGAGACUAGGCGAGUACGACUACAGCAAACGAGAGGGCGAUGAGAUCGAUGUCAAUGUCUCUAGGAUUCUCUCCCACACUGGUUUCAACCUCAGCACCAUAGACCACGAUAUAAACCUAAUCAAGCUGGCGCAGCCUCUUCAACUGAACACCACCAGCAAACUGGUGCCCAUUUGCGUUGGCAAGCAGCCGGCAGAAAAGAGCAGAGAAACCGAGGAGAGAGGCUGCUACUCAACAGGCUGGGGAAGGCUGAAGUUUGAGGGAGAAUUCCCGAAGAUUCUCCAGAAGGUUCCCGUCAAAUGGGUGGAGCAGGAAACCUGUCAGAAGGCAUAUGAAGAGCACGUCAAUGUCACUGCGGGGAUGAUUUGCAAUGGUCAGCUCAAUGCUGGCACCUGUUCAG
Messenger RNA from Rhagoletis zephyria (snowberry fruit fly), 787 nucleotides. The record is from RefSeq and is a predicted model, not a curated record. Lineage: Eukaryota; Metazoa; Arthropoda; Insecta; Diptera; Tephritidae.